CUACCCACACAUAUUGCGCAAUAAUUUGCCCCCCGCUGGCCUGUGCACCUGUCAAAUACUGCUGAAUUUUAAGCCAGAGGAGUUCACGAAAGAGUAUAUAAUGGUCCUUUUUUCGCAGACUUACAACCACAUUCUGAGCAUCAUGACAGAUCAGUGUGCCCUCGAUGCCAAUGGAAACUUGAAAUCCCCCUCGAAAUUCAAUUUUUAUCACGAUGCAGAUGACGACGUGCCCAUGGCAGGACCUGGAGCUGCUCCGAAGCCCCAAAUAUCAGGUAUGUAUUAUUCAACGGCCGUCUAUAUACCCGUACCGUACCGUCAACCUAGUUCUAAGAGCAUUGAUGGUACGGUUACGGAUCAGCCGUCGCCCGUCACUGUACCGUGGCUAUACGGCCGUAUACCGUAUACGGUACGGUGCGAAGCCCUAGCAGGAAAUGACAACCUUAAGAGUACAAAGCCUAAGCGGAAAAUUGUGGACAUUGAAAGAGGAUAUCUCGGUUAUUAUGCAGUUGGGAAUGACCCGUGGGAAAAUCUAUUCGUGGAAUCAAUUGAUGGCGGCGUUUGCCGACUAUCUCGCUCUGUCCCCUGGGCUUUGCCCAUGGGAGUUUUUCUAUUCGUGCACCGUUCUUUCCCGGCUUCAUCCUCUUUCUCCCGAAAGCUACGCUUCAUCGCUGCUUCUUUAUGUCGCUGGCAACUGCCAUCCGAUCGACACGACCUGUCCUUGUCAAACCACUACCCAGAGAGUACACGAAACAUGACAAUUCAUGUCCCCAACCAUAGCCAGCGUUUUCCAGGAUCAAGAAACGAAUUUUACAUGGAGACGACGGAUCUUGGUCCGGCGAGCAAGGCCAGGAGUGCAGAGAACCUGGGGGUAUAUCAUGCAUGACGGGUUGGGGCAUAGUAGUAAGUCUCCCCGUUCCUCACUCGCAUUCGAGGAUACUAACAUUCUCAUAGUUGAUCUCGAUCCCGCCGAUCAACAUGACCUCUCCCCCUCGAAUGACUACCUUGGGGAGGGCACAAAGCACGAGAUUUCGUGUUCCCAACAAUGGCA
Desarmillaria tabescens is the source of this 1048-nucleotide messenger RNA. RefSeq lists its product as uncharacterized. The record is from RefSeq and is a predicted model, not a curated record. Bases 101 to 883 code for a protein of 260 amino acids. The transcript has 3 exons. Lineage: Eukaryota; Fungi; Basidiomycota; Agaricomycetes; Agaricales; Physalacriaceae.